This is a messenger RNA of Perca flavescens (yellow perch), 4487 nucleotides long. Its product is annotated as KIAA0319 ortholog. The coding region runs from base 519 to 2471 and encodes 650 amino acids. The transcript is spliced from 14 exons. Gene Ontology annotation, cellular component: cytoplasmic vesicle; plasma membrane. The record is from RefSeq and is a predicted model, not a curated record. NCBI's taxonomy places the organism in Eukaryota, Metazoa, Chordata, Actinopteri, Perciformes, Percidae. Gene Ontology annotation, biological process: neuron migration.
UGGAAGUUCUCCCCUUAUUAGACAUUCUCUGGUUAUUGUGUUGCGUUGCAGCUGUCGUUGCGUCUCAGUGCCGGCAGGGGGCGACCUUCUCCGAGGCGGUGGUGUCUCCGGCGGUGGAGAGCAGCGGUAUCCUGCGGGUCCCCGGCGUGUCCUCUCUGCCGCAGUGCGUGUCGGCGUGCUGCGACCUGCCGGGUUACGACCUGGCCUGGCUGUUCGAGGGCCGCUGCUACAUCCUGAGCUGCCAGCAGAGGGAGAGCUGCCGGCCCCUUGAGAGACCCGGAGCCGACUCCAUCCUCGCCUUCCUGCGGAGAGCGUCGCCGCAGACGCUGGUGCUGCAGUCUCUGGUGAGAGGAGAGCCGUACGCCAGCCGCUGGAGGCCCCUCUUGCGGCCCUCCGAGGCCCCCGGAGACCUGGAGGCCCUGAAGGACCUCGCCCUGUUCGACGGGCCCUGGCAGGACUUCUCCGACCCAGGCGUGCUGGAUGUGGAGUAUCCAGAGGGAAGCCAGAAGGAGGCUGAGAUGACGACCAUUCAGCCACUCUUAAAGGGAAGAGACGGGUACAACCAAUCAGAGGCAGAGGAUAGUCCACAGAGGGGGCUGACAGAGAGCAGCGUGGCCCAGAAUAGAGCCUCCUCUGUGGGGAACAUGAGUCAGGGAGACGAGGGCAAAACAGGGAGACCAACUGAUCCUGCUGCUGCUGAGCACACAACCGAGCCACAAGGCGGCGCUGAUGCCACAUCACUGACACUGUCACUGCUACAGAAACCAACAGCUGUCUCCACCCAACAAGACCAUAUAAGGACUUUGCUUCCCACCCCUGCCACGCCCCAUUGGCCCACCAGCACGCCCACACAGCCAGGUGCUUUCUUCCUUCCUUCCCCUGCAGACCGACCCCUGGAGGUCUCCCCUGGAAACCCUGUAGACACAAUUAAACUUAAUGCUUCAGUUUCCCCUGAACCCACAACUGACAUGCUGAAGGUGCUCCAGUCAGCAGCCACAGCCAGCCCCCCCCACCCCCCGAAGACAGACCGACCCGAGACCUCCGACCACAUCACCCCCGCGGCUCCCAGCACCAACCCUCCAACCGUGACCACGCCCGCCGCUACGCCCGCCGCAGAGUCCGAAUCAGAGGCCGGAGGGUCAAACCGUGGCCCGGUGGCCGUCGUGGGUCCUGAAAGGAAGUUGCUUCUCCCGGUGAGCAGCUUGUCACUCGACGGCAGCGGAAGCAGCGACGACAGUGGCAUCGCCAGCUACCACUGGGACGCCAUCAGCGGCCCACCGGGUUUAACGCUGGAGGGAGCAGACCAGGCAGUAGCCAUGGCGACAGGCCUUCGGGUUGGACGCUACACCUUCAGACUGACUGUCUGUGACCAGCAGGGGGCGACAGACAGCGCCACGCUGACUGUCAGGGUGCAGGAAGCCCUAAGUCUUCCUCCCGUCGCUCACGCCAGCGGCAGCCACACUCUCUCUCUGCCCAACAACUCUCUGGUGCUCCGGGGCUCCGUAACCAACGGAGACCAGGCCGAGGUGCGCUACCUGUGGGUCCGAGACAGCCAGAGUCCUGCUGCCGGGGACGUGCUGUACGGCUCAGAGACUCAGGCCUCCCUGUACCUGGCCAACCUGGUGGAGGGCACCUACCUGUUCCAGCUUAGGGUGACCGACGCUCAGGGGCGCUCCAGCUCCGCCACCGGCACCGUGGAGGUCCGGCCAGAGCCGGAUGGAGGUGACGCGGUGGAGCUGGAGAUGCUGGUGGCGGUGUCCCAGGUCAGCGUGGCUCAGAGGGACACGGUGGUCCGACAGCUCGCCGCGCUGCUGCACGUCCUCGACGGCGACAUCCAGGUCCAAGCGCUGCUGGGACACUCGCACCUCAGCACGGUGCUGCGGUUCUCGGUGCGGGGCCCCUCUGGGCCGACCCCCGGCUCCACGCUGGUGGGUCUGCUGAGGAACCAGCUGCUCCGAGAGAAGAGCGACUAUCUGCUGUUCAGAGUGCUGAGAGUCGACACCGUCCUGUGUUUGCUUCGCUGUUCGGGCCAUGGUCAGUGUGAUCCAAUCACCAAGCAGUGUGCAUGCGACCCCUUCUGGACGGAGAACCUGAUUCGUCGUUACCUAGGCGACGGAGAGAGCAACUGUGAGUGGAGGGUGCUGUAUGUCAUCCUGACCAGCUUCAUGCUCGUGGUCUUCAUCCUGUCCGUCAGCUGGGCCGCCAUCUGCUGCUGCAAGAGGAGACGACAGAACAAAGUGAGGAAGAAAACCAAAUACACCAUCCUGGACAACAUGGACGAACAGGAGCGGGUGGAGCUCAGACCCAAAUUCAGUAUCAAACACCGCAGCACAGAUCACAACUCUAGCCUGAUGAUGUCAGAGUCGGAGCUGGACAGCGACCAGGACACCAUCUUCAGCCGGGACCGACCCGUCCGCAGCAGGAACCGGACCAGCGGCCAGGCUGCACGCAACGGCAAUGCCUUUGGCUGACGGGGCCAGCCGACCUACCUGUGACGCAGGCGGGACUCCUCUGGGACGUUUGCACUCUGGCAGCCUCAAGUGGCAGCGAAAGCUUUCACUUGAAGGACUUCAUUACCCAGAAAUCCUGUUUCUGUGAGAGUCAGUAAGAUGAACCAGCGUCCCAUUUCAGGCUCAAACUCCUUCAAAACGACUUAAAGGACAGACCUGCGACUCCUCACUCAGGAUCAUGUGGGUUCAGACAUCCACAUUUGGGCAAAAAAAAAAAUUGUGAGAUAUUUGGAUGAUUCUUUACAAUAAGACAACCUUGAAGACCUGUGUUGGCAUAUUCACUCCUGAAAUGCAGACUUUUAAGGUAGAGAUUUUAAGAAGAAGCAGACAUUUUUAGAACUUGUCUUUCCCCAGAGCCACAUGAGAAGAUGGAUAGUUUCAACUGUGCGUCUAGGACGAGGUUAGCCUAGCUUAGCACAAAGACUGGAAGCAGGGAGAAACUGCUAGCCUAGUACCAACAAAACGGGAAAAAUCCACCUUCCAACAACUGCAAAGUCCGUUUGAUUCACACGUUGUAUCUUGUUAACAAGCUAGUCACCGAUCUAGGGCAGCAGCUAACGAUUAUUUUAUCAUCGAUUAAUCUGUGGAUGAUUUCCUGGAUGAAUGGAUCAGUAGUUUGGUCUCUAAAAUGUCAGAAAAUGGUGAAAGAUAUGGAACCAUGUUUCCCGAAAAGUCCAAUUUGACAUCCUCAAAUGUCUGGCCCCUUAUUGAUUUAUCUCAAACUUAACAAAACUGUUGCGUUCGACACAGCUUUCCUGAACUAACAGAGACUACAAAAUGUUUUUAAUUUGUUUAAAUUUCAUUACCUAAAGAAAGUCUACGAUGUGUUUAGCCUAGCUUAGCACAAAGACUGGAAGCAGGAGGAACCCGCUAACAUAGCGCGUCAAAACAGACACUAAUCACCUUCCAACAACUCUAAAUCUGUCAUGUUCAGGGCUUUAAAUUGACACCCAAACAUUUUAAAGUUACUAGCCAUUUUGGCCAGUAAUGAAUGAAGCAAACAACUCUGCAUCUGCUUGAAUCAGGUUGGCCUGUUUUGAGCCAAGAAAUUUCCUCAGACCUUCCUCCGCAGCGCUGUGGAGGAAGGUCUGGCAAAGCGAGACUAGGAAAAAACAAACGUGGCUAGUGGCAAAUCUGACUGGCAGGUAACUUUAAAAACCUAGUAGCCGUGUUGGCUGGUGAUCAAAAAAGUUAAUUUAAAGCCCUGGUCAUGUUUAUGUCCUUCAAUGCUUUUCUAAAAACAUUGUUAUCACCAAAACAUGUUAUGUAGACAAAAUAAUACCUUUCAACCGUUAAAUUGUUUGAGUAAAAACUUCAGUAUCAAUGCUCCUGUAGUUACAUGCCAUAAAAAGAAAUCACCACAACAUGUAAUAUUACAAUUUCCUCUUUAAUUAUCCAUUAAUAUCUAUAAUCAGAAAUACAAAAAUGUAUCCCCUCAUUUUACAUUAACUAUGACCACAACAUUAUAUCACAGUUAAGACAAUUUUCACGUCACAUUAGAAUGCUGUAUGAAAUAAAAGUCUGUUUUAUGGCACUUAUAACAUUGGCAACCAAGACUUUACUUCCUGUGGUUAUCGGUCAGAGAUUUAAAACAAAACCUGCCCAACAUCAAUCUACACAGUAACAAGCCAGGGCUCGAGAGUGCGACCAAUUUGGUCGCAAAUGCGACCAAAAUGUGUAAGGGUGCGACUAAGAUGUUUCCUAGGUCGCACCGGUGCACCUAACGUCCUCGCAUCCGCUGCCUCUCCACUAACGAAGCGAUGUCGUUUCUACCGAUAUGGUUUAAUGUUGCGGUACAUGACCAAUUCCUUCUGGAAAGCCGUGCCUGUGUUUGGAUCUCCCCUCCCCCAUUCACUCACACACGGCAACAUGGAGAGACGUAGCGCCGCUGGUCCAAACACCCGACAUUUGUCUACAGUUUUAAUUGUUAUUACCACAGCUGUAUAUUGUUAAGUAUGAGAAGGAAACCUGUAUUGG